AUGGCGGCGCCCUCGGCCCCGCGGCCGCCCGGCCCCAAGGAGCCGCAGCCGCUCGUCAUCCCCCGGAGCGCGGCCGAGGAGCAGCGCCUCCGCCUCGAGCGCCUCAUGAGGAACCCGGAAAAGACUGUACCAAUCCCUGAAAAACUGAACGAAUGGGCACCGCGACCUCCCCCGGAGUUCGUUAGAGACGUGAUGGGUUCCAGUGCUGGAGCCGGGAGCGGGGAGUUCCACGUGUACCGGCAUCUCCGGCGGCGAGAGUACCAGAGGCAGGAUUUCAUGGAUGCCAUGGCUGAGAAGCAAAGACUAGAUGAGGAAUUCCAGAAGAAACUGGAGAGGAAUAAGAUGGUUGCAGAAGAGCAAACAGCAAAACGCAGAAGGAAGCGCCAGAAGUUAAAAGAGAAGAAGCUGCAAGCUAAGAAAAAUAAACUUGAACAAAAGAAGCAGGAAAAAGAACCAGAUCAGUCCCAAGAGCGAGGCAGCAGCGAGGACGACGAAGAGGACAGCAAGGAGGAGGAAGAGAAGGAAGAUGACGCUGAAGAGCCAAGUUUUGUGAUGGGAAGAGGAUGAGGCCUUUCAGGGACAGCUGGAAGCACUGUUCAUUGCUUUAUAUCCAGGAGCAUGAAAGCCUUUCAUCUCAGCCAAGCAGAACCCAUUGGCCGUACGUUACAUCUGCUUAACGGGGCAUGGCCUUCACGUCACAGGCCCGAGAGAUAGUGAUAGAGAAAUGCCAAAUAAGAGAUUUUUUUCUUAAUUGCCUGUAUAACUGCUGUGCAGUCUGCUCUAAGUUUGCUCUAAAGAGUCAGCCAUAAGUCUCUGUGACCCUGGAGUUCUUUCUAACAUGGCCCAGAGUGUUUUUCUGUCUGAAAGCUAAAACAUAUCCAUUACCAUUUAAGGGAAAUAUUACUGUGAAGGCUACGUAUUCUACUUAUGGCGGAGCUGGUAGCAGUGGGAUACAUGAAUCUAAGGGAAGAGUUCAACCUGAAGUAGAAAAGUGGUCUGUAGCCAGACUCUCCUGCACUGUGAGUGUUCUGAAUUUGGGGUUUUGUAUGGGGUCAUCUCUAACCCAAAGAAAUCAGUUUAUGUUGCUAGACAAGUUCUAUAGAUUUUUAAUCGGGAUCCCUUUUUUAUUGCUAAAACUUUUCCCUAUUGCUUUUCUUCCAUGUUUUUUAAAUUAAUAAAAGGGAUGUGUUGGAUUGU
Messenger RNA from Manacus vitellinus (golden-collared manakin), 1197 nucleotides. RefSeq names its product PRKR interacting protein 1 (gene PRKRIP1). Lineage: Eukaryota; Metazoa; Chordata; Aves; Passeriformes; Pipridae. Gene Ontology annotation, molecular function: protein kinase binding; double-stranded RNA binding; protein kinase inhibitor activity. Gene Ontology annotation, cellular component: nucleolus. Gene Ontology annotation, biological process: negative regulation of protein kinase activity. The record is from RefSeq and is a predicted model, not a curated record.